AUGCCCAGAAAGCGGUGCUCACGCGGGUCAUGCUGGGUUCUUUCACCGCGGUCUACCCGUGAUCACAAGGCCGACGUGUGUAACCGUAUCUGCCGGGACUUCGUACAGCAGUUCGUUGAGGAUGCUGUCCAGGCAGCUGAGGGGAGGAGGAAGGAAGAUGAUCUUCUUGGAGAAGAAAGAAUGAAGACAAAGGAGAAGCGUAUCUUCUCGUAUGAGUUGGCGUCGCAGACGUCCGAUAAGCGGCGCAUUCUGGAUGAGCUGAUGGAUGUGCUCCUAGCCGAACGCGAUACAACGGCCAGCCUCCUCGGGAACCUGUUUUUCAUGCUGGCGAAGAAUCCGGCCAUCUGGGAGAAGCCGCGCCGUGAGGUUGAUGUCUUGCAGAACCGGUCGCCGACAUAUAAGGAGCUUCGUAGGCUGAAGUAUGUUCAGUGCCGUGUGAAUGAAUAUAUAGAUCUUUCCCCCCCCCCUUCCCCAUCCCAUUACCCUCGUUACUCUCACUCCCCACUAAUUCGAAGACUCCCCUCCAGCGCAGAGCGCUGGGAAGAUGGCGAGUUGCAUCUACAGCUGCUCCCGCGUUGGGAAUAUUUACCGUUCAAUGGCGGGCCGCGGAUCUGUAUUGGCCAGCGCUAUGCCUUGAACGAAGUAAGCUACGUUCUUGUUCGGAUGGUGCAGAAGUUCCGCGGGCUAGAGAGCCGGGAUCCGGGGCCUUGGGAGGAAAGUCUGGCUUAA
Molecule: messenger RNA, 729 nt
Organism: Aspergillus clavatus NRRL 1
Lineage: Eukaryota; Fungi; Ascomycota; Eurotiomycetes; Eurotiales; Aspergillaceae
Exons: 1
Coding region: 1-729 (242 amino acids)
Molecular function (GO): iron ion binding; monooxygenase activity; heme binding
Source: RefSeq, a predicted model, not a curated record